Molecule: messenger RNA, 713 nt
Organism: Solanum dulcamara
Lineage: Eukaryota; Viridiplantae; Streptophyta; Magnoliopsida; Solanales; Solanaceae
Product: glutathione S-transferase U10-like
Exons: 2
Coding region: 7-705 (232 amino acids)
Biological process (GO): glutathione metabolic process
Cellular component (GO): cytoplasm
Molecular function (GO): glutathione transferase activity
Source: RefSeq, a predicted model, not a curated record
GCUUUAAUGGAAGAGGAAAACAAUAAAGUUACAGUAUAUGGAAUGUGGAUUAGCACAUAUGCGAAGAAAGUGGAGUUGGCUCUCAAAAUUAAAGGCAUAGCAUUUGAUUAUGUGGAAGAAAAUUUGACCAACAAAAGUUGUCUUCUUCUCAAGUACAAUCCCAUCUAUAAGAAGGUUCCAGUACUGCUUCACCGUGGUAAGCCUGUUUUCGAGUCCCUUGUGAUUCUUGAAUAUAUCGAUGAAACAUGGAAGAACGAACCUCGAUUAUUACCACAAGAUCCCUAUGAAAGAGCCACAGUUCGUAUAUGGGCUACUUACUGCCUUCAGAUAUCAGAUACCAUUAAGAAAGCAUUCAUUUCAGCCAAAGAUGUUAAGGAAGGAGCAUUUGAUGAAUUCUUUGAGAAACUAAAAGUGAUGGAAGAAGGAAUGAAAGAUUUCUUCCCUGGGGGAAGAUCUAAAAUCUGUGCUGACAAUUUGGGGCUUUUAGAUAUAAUAAUUGUGUGUUCACUUAGUACAUAUAAGGCAGCAGAAGAAGUACUUGGAAUGAAAAUCUUGGACCCUGAAAAGAAUCCAUUUGUAUAUUCAUGGGUGACCACUCUGCUUGAGCUGCCCUUGGUGAAAGAAAUUCUGCCUCCACAUGACAAGGUUGUUUCAAGACUUGAGUUUAUUAACCAAAAUGGCUUCACGUUUCAAUCCAAUAUUUGAAAUCGUCU